UUAGUUUGUAUUUUCAAUCGCAAAGGUUGCGCGUACUCGGUUAAGAAAAGGUACGAUUCAGCGGAAUGUGGAAGAUCAUUUCUCCGUCUUUCCAUCUUCCUUCUACAAUCAUUUUCAACAAAUUCUCCAAAUUCCAAAACCCCUUUUGAUUCUUCUAUACUCCUUCAGUUUCCCUAUCUUCUUCACUCCCCAUUACUCCACUCUUCUUCUCUCCCAACCUCACACAACCAACAAUCAACUGCAAUGGCGGACACCAUGAACGACGACGACUGCGUUCAGGAUUUGAUCACCCAACAGCGUUCCGAAAUCCUUUCCGCCAAAACCCUUUUCUCUGAUCUCGAUUUCGCCUUCCAACUUCAACUCCAGGAGGCAAUGGAUGCCUCUCUUGCUUCUAAACCCUCCACCGACUCAUCUUCCUCACUUAACACCCCCGACCCUGUCUUGGAUUCUGAAGACACUAGCGGUUUAGACUUGGCUACCACUCUUAUGCUCGAAGACAUUGCGAGGUUUGCUAUGGAGUUCAAGGACCGGGAGCAAUGUCAGACUGAAAUGAGGAAAAUGAAGGAGGAGCUUGAUCGUCGGAUUCAUGAUCAGAAGUUUGCGGAAUUUAUUCGGAGUGUUCCUGAGAAUGAGUGGAGGGAGUAUGGGGAUAAUUAUGAGAAGCCGUAUGGUGAAAGUUCAUCGUCUUCUUCUUCUUCUUCUUCUUCUUCCUGGAGUGUGGACUCUGAAUGUUGUAGGGUGUAUUCGAAGGGGUUGAUUAGUGAAGAGAGGAUUAGAGAUAUGGUGGUUAGGGUUGCUGGAAUUGGGGUUGCGGUUUGUGAUCCUAAGGAUAAUCUGUUGUUUGAGAAGAUGAGUCCUAUAGAAUCUAUGGUGGAAGGUAAAGAAACCAGCAGCGAAUGCGCUGAGCUUGAAGCGCUGGUUGAAGGUCUCAAUGUUGCUCUUAUUUUAGGCUUGAAAACUGUCACAUUUUUCUGUGCUGAUUACAUGCUCUACCAGUAUCUUACAGGUAGGGUGCCUCCAGCAACAAGCUCCACGGAAAAAUUGGUUAAUGAGGUGGUUGUUCUUCAGGGAAAAUUUACAUACUGUAACCCAUCUCUCGUGACACGUAAUGAUAUCAAGUUUGCUUUCAAACUUGCAAGAGAGGCUAUAGUUUCUCAAAUCACCUGGCCUGCACAAGCUGAAAAUGGAAAGUGCUUGAAGGAAGAAACUUGCACAAUUUGCUUUGAAGAUGUUAGUGUGGAUCAGAUGUUCUCAGUUGAUGGUUGUUUGCACAGAUACUGCUUUUCUUGUAUGAAACAGCAUGUAGAAGUAAGGUUGCUGAACGGGAAUGGGAUGCAGGCAAACUGUCCACAUCAGGGUUGUACGUCUGAGCUUAAUAUUGAAAGCUGCGGAAAGUUCUUGGAACCUAAGGUGUUUGAGAUUAUGAGCCAAAGAAUUAAGGAAGCUUCUGUGCCUGUUCAGGAGAAAGUUUAUUGCCCCUAUUCCAGGUGCUCAGCAUUAAUGUCCAAAACAGAUCUGUUAAGAUACACCGAGGCUUUUUAUAUUGAUGCGGAACGAACUGGGGCAAGGAAGUGCAUGAAAUGUAAUCAGUUUUUCUGUAUAAAUUGCAAGGUCGCUUGGCAUUAUAACCUGACUUGCUACGACCACAGAAAGUUGAAUCCCAAUCUCCAUCCAGAUGAGAAAAUGCUGAAGUCUCUUGCAACAAGGAAACUUUGGCGCCAAUGCAUUGUGUGUAACAAUAUGGUUGAAUUGGCGGAAGGCUGCUAUCACAUCACCUGCAGAUGUGGAUAUGAGUUUUGCUAUACAUGUGGAGCCCCCUGGAAAAAUAAGAAACCUACAUGUAAGUGUCCGAUAUGGGACGAGCGGAACAUCAUACAUCGAAGAUGAGCUUUAGCUUUUUAGGUGACAAUCUGGGGGAUACUUGCGCCCUUUCUUCUCCCCUUCUGUUUCUUUGCAAACUUUUGUAAGGUAGCCGAAGAUAGUAGGGUAUUUUGUGCAGUUGUCUAGUUGGUGACAUACUGAAGUUAAAUCACAGCUUUGUCGACUUUAAAUGUCUCAUUUUCUAUCUUGCAAGACAACCUCAGUCAGGUUGGAACUGAUGGAAGAAUACAAGUAUAGAUAGUAAGUUUCUUUUUCAUCACUUUUAGGUUUGACAUGAAGAGUUACUCAUGUACAGUUUUUUUGGUCCACAAAUUUCUUGUGGUCAGGAAAAUAGGUUUUUAAUGACUUAGAACUUUGGAACUUUCGUGUUGUUUAAUGCAUUAGAACAGAACAACGAUGCUCUUGUUAUUCUUAAACUUAUUUCAAGAUUGUUUGUACA
Cucumis sativus (cucumber) is the source of this 2320-nucleotide messenger RNA. RefSeq lists its product as uncharacterized. The record is from RefSeq and is a predicted model, not a curated record. NCBI's taxonomy places the organism in Eukaryota, Viridiplantae, Streptophyta, Magnoliopsida, Cucurbitales, Cucurbitaceae. Gene Ontology annotation, biological process: positive regulation of proteasomal ubiquitin-dependent protein catabolic process; ubiquitin-dependent protein catabolic process; protein polyubiquitination. Gene Ontology annotation, cellular component: cytoplasm; ubiquitin ligase complex. The transcript has 3 exons. Bases 244 to 1887 code for a protein of 547 amino acids. Gene Ontology annotation, molecular function: ubiquitin conjugating enzyme binding; zinc ion binding; nucleic acid binding.